AUGGUCAUCUUCAAAUCAAGACAGCCGCCAAUUGACUUACCGACCGAAAUAACCGACUGGGACUUCUUCUUUGACUCUUCGCAUUCACCCAUCAGCAAGUAUGCACCUACUGAACUUGCCGGGUUUCAAAAUGCCAUAACGAAAGAGCGCGUCAACUGGGCAGAUGUGAAAAAGUACUCUACCUACAUUUCCACAGCCUUGACCAAGAGGUAUGGCUUGAAAACCGGUCAAACGGUAGCACUUUUCAGUCAGAAUACAGUGUGGUAUCCAGUGGCAAUGUUUGCUGGUCUCAGAGUGGGAGCAAAGAUUAGUGGCGCCUCUCCCGCGUACAACGAGGAGGAAAUGACUUUCGCACUCAAGACGGCAGACGCCAAGUUUCUGUUGACCACUCCAGCAAGCAUGGAAAUUGCUGCUGCGAGUGCAAAGGCCGCUGGUCUGCCACAAUCUAGCGUGUUCCUCCUCGAAGGCGAACUCCCUGGAUAUACCACCAUUCAAGACCUUAUCAAGAUGGGCGAAUCCUACGGCGAAGCUAAUCAGACACCUGCCUUCAAGCUACAACCAGGUCAGAAGAACAAGGAUUUGCAGAGGAAAUUUCCCAACACCGGCUUCAAGCAAGGUUACGGCAUGACCGAAUCUUGUAGCUGCAUCACUGCUCACCCUCCAGAAAAAUUUGACUACAAAUACGCGCACUCAGGCGGAGCUAUCGUGGCUUCUACCGAAGUCAAGAUCAUCAAAGACGACGGCACAGAGGGAGACGUUGGUGAAGAUGGCGAAGUCCUGGCGCGCGGUCCUCAAAUCGUGAUGGGCUAUCUGAAUAACGCAAAGGCCACGGCGGAUACUUUUGACAAGGAUGGUUUUUUGCAUACUGGCGACCGCGGCGCCAUCGAUGCAGAGGGCAUGAUACACAUUAGCGACCGUAUCAAGGAGCUCAUCAAGGUUAAGGGCAUUGGUGUCGCUCCAGCUGAGUUGGAGGACCUGCUUCUUGGACACCCCAAGAUCGAAGACGUCGCCGUGAUGAGCGUCAAAGAUGAUUACAGCGGCGAGCUUCCGAAGGCGUACAUUGUCUUGAAGCCCGGCAUCGAGGAAAAUAUGGCAAUUGGGAAGGAGAUAAUUGUAUACGUCAAGGAGAAGAAAGUAAGGUACAAGUGGGUCAAAGAGGUCGAAUUCAUCAAUGAGAUUCCCAAGAGUCCGUCUGGCAAGAUUUUGCGGCGAAUCCUACGGGACAAGGAAAAGAGUGGCAAGUUCGGCAUGGUUAUCAAGGACGAAGCCAGAGCAAAGUUGUAAAAUUCUGUGUUGCUGCGCAGGUGGAGCUUGCUAUGUAGUGUUGGCAAAUUUUACGCCGACCCCACCUGCGCGGUGCACCUCAACCAUAUUGCAUCAAGGCCAACCUCAUCCUUUCAGGACCUGAUUUAUAUACAAAUUGGUAGACGUAGCCUCUCAAUGCUUAGCCAAUCACAGCUC
Messenger RNA from Parastagonospora nodorum SN15, 1461 nucleotides. RefSeq lists its product as hypothetical. The record is from RefSeq and is a predicted model, not a curated record. The transcript is spliced from 3 exons. The coding region runs from base 1 to 1284 and encodes 427 amino acids. Lineage: Eukaryota; Fungi; Ascomycota; Dothideomycetes; Pleosporales; Phaeosphaeriaceae.